UGGAAAGAGGGUAAAAAGAAAAGCUUAAAAGGAAAAUCCACGUACGAAUUUCACUCUGCCUCCUCUGGACGAGCAAGGGAGGAAAAGGUCUAAAAGGGAAGCAUUAUCCAGGUACGUUUGAGCGUCCAGCCUGCCAUUGAGUGUUGUCUUCUUGUUUUUGUGUGUGUGUGUUUUUUCUUGCUUCUUCUUCUUCUUAUCGUUCUUCUCUCAUUAUGGCAGAAGUUUCGAUGAAGCCUCAUGAAUCAGUGCCCGACAACUCCUCACAGCAGAGCACGAUACCAAAGAAGAACCACAAGUCCAGGAACGGUUGUCUCACCUGUAAGAAGAAGAGGCUCAAAUGUGACGAGACCAAACCACAAUGUCUGAACUGUCAAAAGCGUGGUGUGGAGUGCGGUGGGUAUUCAACAACGUUCAAGUGGAAGAGCUUUGAGGAGACCAGUGCGUCACAGAGAGUAAGAAAGGUGUCGACUGGCUCUUCCAUGGGUUCAGCGUCUGCUCUACAACCAGCACAGAAGAUAAAGAGGUCGAUGUCGGUUCCUGAUAAGGUAUUUGACGAGGCAUUGCAACAGGCAUCGCUGAGUAUUGCAGGCAAGUCGCCAGAUGAGCUCGCAUUGCAAAACGAGCUAAUGAAAUUGGGUAAGAACCCGCAUUCUAAGUUACCUCAGUUAGCUGAAGAACAGGCAUAUAUCACUUCGCCAGCUGCGCCGUCUGCUUCAGUCGAGUUUACCACGAGCUCUUUGAGACAUCAGCAACAGAAGGGUGUACAGCAGCAAGGGCGGCCUCAUCCCUCUUCUCCAGCACCAGCAGCACCUGUAACAACUGCAGAACUACAGCAACAACACACUCCAUUACACCCACAACAGCAUCAACAUUCACUUCAACUGCAGCAGAGUCAGCCCCAGUUGAAGAAGAGAAGAGUAUCUUCAAUCAUCGCACCAUCUCCUCCAAAUAUGGUGCCAUCCCCUGGCCCAAUACAGGACAUUCCUUCCCCUUCAUUAUCAACAAUAGUACGUUCUCUGACUGAUUUUGACCAGCCACUGCCCGCAAACAUCCCAUCUCCAAAUAUGGAGAGCUUCUAUCCAAAGUUGUACGAAUUGGAUUCGGAUGCAGUAGAAGAGGGUCCAUCGUCCUCUCAUAACGUCAGCGGUAUGAAGAGGUCGUUAUCUGUGGACUCUGCACUUGCACAGACAACAAUUCCUGAAUACCGUCGUGAGUUAAUAUCUUACUCUCAAGCACUAUCACCAAAAUUGCCAACGAUUCACUUACCGCAAUUUGACAUCUCCAACCUACACUUAUCAAACACAGACUUUGAUCGGGUGUUCCAAGCGUUUGACAAGUAUACAUGUGCAAUAAUGUCCAUUAGAGAUGGUCCAACAGAAAACCCGUGGAGAACCCUUAUGUGGCCUCUUGCCAUGCAAAACAGUGUUUUGUUUAAGUCGCUGGCGGCGAUGGCACUAUUCCAUAUUGCUAGAGGUGACACAGCGUUGAGGAAUAGUGGAAUCACAUACAUGAGACAAUCUAUGAGUGAGUUGGCUGAAGGGUUGGUCAACAACUCCAUCCCAAACGACGUUGCAUUGGCAACGUGUCUCACUCUGGCCAUCACUGACUCUUGGGAUAAGCAUACCACUGCGGGUAUUGCCCAUUUGAAGGGAGCAAAGAGCAUCAUCAACAAGCUGGACAAGGAGGCAAUUCAAAAGAAUUCAAAGCUUUACAAAUUUUUGAUAAAUUCGUUCCUGUACUACGAUGUGCUCUCAAGAAUGUCAUCUUCCCAGCUUCUUGACUCUGACUACGAUGAGAAUGGUAAGCUCAUUAAGAAUCUCAGUCUGUUGAAGUGUAUUUCAGCGAGGGAAUUGUCGCCUGGAGCUGACGAUGAUCCUAAGUUUAACCCGAUGUCUCCUCUGUUUGACGAAUCUGUAUUGAACGGUUACGCCAUGGAUAAGGACUGCAUCAUUGACCCUCUGCUCGGGUGUGCUCGUGGCUUAUUCUUCAUCAUUGGACGUGUUGCAUCUUUUAUCGCUAGGGUUAGAAACAUGAAAAAGCUCUCGUUAUCAACUGUGUCGAAAGCCGUAGCUUUGAAGCAAGAGAUUGAAUCAUGGAGACCCGAUGCUAACAUUAGACAAUGCAUGUCUUUAGAAGACCCGCUUUGUGACAUAAGCUCGUGUAUUGCCACUGCUGAGGCCUAUAGAUUUUCCACGCUGCUCUACUUGGAACAGGCUGUGCCAGAGAUCUCCUCGCAAUCGUCCGCUGACUUGGGAGAAAAGGUGUUGAUGUUACUGGCUUCCAUCCCAACAACAUCGAAAACCUGUCUAUUGCACAUGUUCCCAUUACUAGUGGCAUCUUGUGAGAUAACCGACCCUGAUGAUAGGGCAUGGAUUGAUGAAAGGUGGAAAGUUCUCUCUCAGAGGAUGUGGCUUGGUACUGUAGAUAAGGCCGUUGAGGUUGUUCAUGAAGUUUGGAGAAGAAAGGACGCAGCAGCAAGAGCGUCUAAUGCAAGCACAAGUUCCAAGAGCUCAAACGCGCUGUCAACAUCUGCCGAUUGGGACUUGUUCCAAGGCCGAAUUGACGUUCUAAACGGCUCAAAGAAGAGAGAGACUGAAGGGAUCAAUUCUCCAACGCAUUGGAGUUCUGUGAUGAAAGACUGGAAUUGGGAGGUGUUAUUUGCAUAGAAGGAGUAAAAGAUUAGAAGAAACGAUAGAAAA
Messenger RNA from Williopsis jadinii, 2699 nucleotides. RefSeq names its product Zn(II)2Cys6 transcription factor. Gene Ontology annotation, molecular function: transcription cis-regulatory region binding; DNA-binding transcription factor activity, RNA polymerase II-specific; zinc ion binding. The record is from RefSeq and is a predicted model, not a curated record. Bases 213 to 2666 code for a protein of 817 amino acids. Lineage: Eukaryota; Fungi; Ascomycota; Saccharomycetes; Phaffomycetales; Wickerhamomycetaceae. Gene Ontology annotation, biological process: positive regulation of transcription by RNA polymerase II. Gene Ontology annotation, cellular component: nucleus. The transcript has a single exon.